Pseudopipra pipra is the source of this 4797-nucleotide messenger RNA. RefSeq names its product collagen type IX alpha 3 chain (gene COL9A3). Gene Ontology annotation, cellular component: collagen type IX trimer. The transcript has 32 exons. Lineage: Eukaryota; Metazoa; Chordata; Aves; Passeriformes; Pipridae. The coding region runs from base 1921 to 3957 and encodes 678 amino acids. The record is from RefSeq and is a predicted model, not a curated record. Gene Ontology annotation, biological process: extracellular matrix organization. Gene Ontology annotation, molecular function: extracellular matrix structural constituent conferring tensile strength.
CUGUGGGAUAAAGAUACUCCCCCAAACCCCCUGCAAUGGUUCUUGUUUAAUGAUGUGCUUGGAAAUCAUAGAAUCAUGGAAUGGUUUGGGUUGGAAAAGGCCUUAAAGCUCAUCUCAGUCCACCCUCAGACACCUUCCACUAGACCAGGCUGCUCAGAGCCCCAUCCAGCCUGGCCUUGGACGCUCCCAGGGAUGAGGUGUCCCUGUGUUUCAGUAUGUUUUGGUAGGUCCUGACUUGCCUUUGUGCUGCCACCCCCUCCCACAGGUGUCCUGAUGCUCUGUGGGGCAAACAAGGGCUUCACUCAUCCCUUGGGGCUUCAGGCAGGAGGGCACCUGCCCAGCCUGGCCAUGGGGGUUCAGUCCAGUGGGUCUUUUCAGGACACAGGUACAGGGGUGUCUGUGGUAAAAUGAUUUCUGUGAGUUGCUGUGUCCCUUCAGCUGUGCUGCCUGUGCCUAGGGAUGUGGAAUGAGAGGAUAACUGGGUGUCCUCUUGUUCCACAGGCUGGGCUUGAAGGUGAAUACUCUUCCCGUGCUGGUCAGCAAACUCCAUGGGCAGCAGCCCUCCAAGCCCAUGCUUGCUCUGAUCGAGGUGUGGCCAAGGAAUUUAGAUCUCCUCUGCCUUCUGUCCUGCCAUCAGUUGGCCUCGUGUGGAGGAGGAGGCACAAGCUGUGCAAAGCAGUUUGUGGGACUGCACUGCUCUCCCUCUCUGGGGUUUGUGGUGUCCAGUAAAGCAUUCCAGUUAUUUUGAAGCCAGCAGAAGCCAUACAGACAUACGGUCCCUUUCUGUCCCCAGCUGCCUGUUCCACAAAAGCUUGUAGGAACUUUGUAAAUCUUUGAGUUCUUUAUCCCUCUGUCAAGGUUAGUGGAAUAUUGAUUGCUGGGGAGCUGGACAGACACACACUGUGUACUCAUACAAACCUCCUGGCAAGGGAUGCCAAACUGAAACCUGGUAUUUCAUUUCUUUAACUUUGCUUUUCCACUUCUGCUCUUGUCUUCUUAACCAAGUGAGCUGUGUCAUUUCAGUUCUGAUGAAUCUUGCCCUGUUCUUCUCCACUUCCAAGCCCUGCUUUGGAUGAAAUUGUCUUUAAUUGAUAAAAGGAAGCAUGAAGCUAUUUACAGAAGAUACAUCUCCAUGAAUAUAUUGGCAUUUGGGAUCACCUGUCUGGGAAUGGUCCUCCUGUUUAUUCCUUCCAAUAUUUCAAAUAUUUUCUGUGGCUUUGAGGAUGUUUCUCUUUUUUCCUUCCUCCUUGUAUGCAUCUGUGAUUAUCUGUUUUCUGAUCAGGAUUCAUCACUUUUCCAAGAAAUCAUUUGUUGUUCUUCAGAUCACUCUAAAAAAAUCCAAAUGAGAUGUGAAUAACAAACUAACAAAGCACCUUGUAAAGCAGUAAGGGCAUUUCUCUGUGGUGAUCUUGCACUCAUUUCAGGUAUAUUAAUGUCUCUACUGAAGUUAGGUGGCCUCAGGCACUGAAUAACUUGCUCUGUGUUGCUUUUUACCUGUCCAGCCCAGAGGUGGUGAUGGGCUUUGAGAAAUGCCCUGGGUGAGACCCGAGGAACAGCUUUACAUCUCCAGCUAGAGCAGCCCAGUUUUGCUCCUGUGUCAUGUCUCCCAAUCCAGCUCUUCCAUAGGCUCCUCUCCUCUUGCUGGAGCCUCGGGCUGCCCAGCAGGGCAUGAAUGAGAGCUGCUCUGGCUGCCUGCUGCUCCCCCUCCCUCUCCCACCUCCUCCUGAAACCUCCUCUCCUCCAGGCUCAGCCCCUCUUGCCUUGCUCCCGAGCUCUGCCCCUCCAGCUGGAGCCACAGGUUUAUCUGGAGGCAAGGAGCUCUGUAAACUGAGACCCAGGAGGAGGAGGGAUCUGCUGGACCCUGGAGGAGAAAGGGUUUAGCUGCCCUGGAGGAACGGAGAGAGGCAGAGCCUGGGCACCAUGGCCGGAUUCUCCACUCUUGGGCUCCUCUCCCUGUGUCAGUUUUUAGUCACAGCAUCAGCUCAGUCCCUUCAGAGAGUAGGACCACAAGGCCCUCCCGGACCACGAGGACCCCCUGGACCGUCUGGCAAGGACGGCAUUGAUGGAGAACCAGGCCCUCCUGGUUUGCCGGGCCCACCAGGGCCAAAAGGUGCACCAGGGAAGCCUGGAGCAGCUGGUGAAGCUGGAUUGCCUGGACUUCCUGGAGUGGAUGGUUUAACAGGAACUGAUGGCCCACCUGGCCCAAAUGGGCCUCCAGGAGACCGUGGUGCAUUAGGACCUGCUGGGCCACCUGGACCAGCUGGCAAAGGACUACCAGGACCUCCAGGGCCUCCAGGACCCAGUGGGCUCCCGGGUGGACAUGGAUUUCGGGGUCCUUCUGGACCUUUUGGUCUGCCAGGAUUCCCAGGACCUCCUGGACCACCUGGACCUCCUGGUCUUCCAGGCGCCCUUCCUGACGGCGGAGGGGACCUUCAGUGCCCAGCUCUGUGCCCACCGGGUCCCCCAGGUCCCCCAGGAAUGCCAGGGUUCAAGGGACACACUGGUCACAAAGGGGAACCUGGUGAAAUAGGAAAACAAGGAGAGAAGGGUAACCCUGGCCCUCCCGGUCCUCCAGGCAUUCCAGGCAGUGUUGGCCUGCAGGGCCCGAGGGGACUAAGAGGCCUCCCUGGUCCAAUGGGUCCAGCUGGUGACAGAGGUGACAUUGGUUUCAGAGGCCCACCUGGAAUCCCAGGACCUCCAGGGAAAGCUGGAGAACAAGGAAGCAAAGGACCUCAGGGAUUCCGGGGGCCCAAAGGAGAUACUGGUAAAGCUGGACCAAAAGGAAACCCAGGGGCUCGUGGACUCAUAGGAGAACCUGGCAUUCCUGGCAAGGAUGGGCGGGAUGGAGCCCCUGGACUCGAUGGUGAGAAGGGUGAUGCAGCUCCAAUGGGUGCUCCUGGAGAGAAGGGGCCAAACGGACUUCCUGGACUGCCUGGAAGAGCAGGUAUUAAAGGCUCAAAGGGUGAACCAGGCAGUCCUGGAGAGAUGGGAGAGGCAGGUCCCUCUGGAGAACCAGGCAUCCCUGGCGAUGUUGGUGUUCCUGGUGAGAGAGGGCUGCCGGGACCCAGAGGAGCAACUGGACCACUUGGUCUCCAAGGCCCCAUGGGAGCCCGUGGUGUCCGAGGUUUCCAGGGUCCCAAAGGGGCCAGUGGUGAACCUGGCCUUCCUGGUCCAACUGGAAUCCGUGGAGAGGCAGGUGACAGGGGUCCUAUUGGUGUUCCUGGUCCCAAAGGUAACCAGGGCAUUGCUGGAGCAGAUGGCCUCCCAGGUGACAAAGGAGAGCUGGGUCCCUUUGGUCCCCCUGGCCAAAAAGGAGAGCCAGGAAAAAGAGGAGAACUUGGUCCAAAAGGUGCCCAAGGACCUAAUGGGACAGCUGGAGCACCAGGAAUCCCAGGACAUCCGGGGCCCAUGGGCCAUCAGGGGGUGCAGGGUGUUCCUGGCAUCACGGGAAAACCUGGGCCUCCUGGCAAAGAGGCCAGUGAACAACAUAUCAGAGAACUCUGCGGGGAAAUGAUAAAUGAGCAAAUUGCACAGUUAGCUGCUAAUCUGAGGAAGCCCUUGUCCCCUGGAAUGACGGGUUGGCCUGGCCCAGCCGGGCCCCCAGGUCCUCCUGGAGCAAUGGGAAGUGUUGGGCAUCCUGGUCCUCGUGGUCCCCCUGGAUACAGAGGGCCAACAGGAGAGCUGGGAGAUCCUGGUCCCAGAGGUGACACUGGUGAAAAGGGAGAUAAAGGACCUGUUGGUCAAGGUAUUGAUGGGCCUGAUGGCGAUCAAGGACUCCAAGGACCACCUGGUGUGCCUGGAAUUACUAAAAAUGGCCGUGAUGGGGCUCAGGGUGAACCCGGCCUGCCAGGGGAUCCUGGUACUCCUGGUACUAUUGGGGCUCAGGGAACUCCAGGAAUAUGUGACACGUCGGCUUGCAUGGGAGCUGUUGCAGCAUCAAUUUCCAAAAAAUCAUAAACCAACAGUACAAGAAGUGAAGAAGUGACUGAAUAUUUAAAUAAACAGUGCAUUGUAAGAAAACAGAAUCCUCCUAGUGCUAAAUGGACAGAUGCUCCUUCUGUUCUGUUAAGUGGAGACUUUGACACAGUUCUAUGAAAAAGAAAGCAUCAGGUGAAAACUUUAAUUAAAAGAUGCUUUAUGAGUAUUUUUCCUCCCUCCCCAAUUAUUUUCCAGAAUUUUUACUGCUAAACAACCUCACCUUUCCUUUCUCCCUUUGCUCAAGAGUCCUGCAAGAGGAAGCAUUGUUCCUUUUUACCAUCACCCCCCCAUACACUAAAGAUCACGACUUCUUGCUAUAAAAGUUUGAGCCUUUUCAGUUGAAUCCCUUGGUGCUGCUGCCUCUGAUUUCAGUUCUGCAGGUUUGUGCACAAAGACACACGUUGUUAAGGUACUCAGGCACCAAACUUCCUCUUCUAUCAGUGGAAAUCAUGCAUUUAAAUAUCCUGUAUUUUAAUAUCUUAACAUUCUGGCCGGAGUAACGACCAUCACUUACAUAUAUGCUGUCACUUAGCAAUUUUCAGAUUGCACCUCAAAUAUUUGCCAAGACUAGUAAACAAUAAUCCUCUUGCAAUCAAAUUCUGCAAAAGGUGUAAUGUAUAUAUUUAAUUUUGAGGGAAGAAUUUUUGUAUAUUUCCAUAUGAUAAUAAAAGAAAUGAAGUAACAGCAUUUUCAUGACCUCUACUUAAGCUAUUUGCACAGUAAUUGUGAUGGAACCCCAUGUAAGAAAGGAUGCUCUUCUAAAGUCCAGCCAAAACCACCUGCAAUGAACUGUUGUAAAAAUAAAAGGAGAUUUUUUUU